AUGUUCACAGAGGAGAACCUUGGAAGGACGGCGCUCUAUGAUCUCCACCUCGAACACGGCGGCAAGAUGGUUCCUUUCGGUGGGUACAGCAUGCCAGUCCAGUAUUCUGACUUGUCAGUGGGCGACUCGCAUGCCUGGACUCGCGAGAAGGCGUCUCUUUUCGAUGUCGGACACAUGGUUCAAUACCAUGUGGAAGGCCCUGGAGCCGAAGCCUUUCUCGAAAGUAUCACGCCUUCUGGAGUCAAAGAGCUCAAAGUAGGACAAUCAACUCUUUCAGCUCUUCUCCUCCCCAAGACAGGCGGCAUUGGAGACGACUGCAUCAUCACUCGAUUAGAAGCUGGCCCCAAGCACCUAUUCUACCUGGUCACCAAUGCGGGCUGUCGCGAGAAGGACUACAAGUAUCUCUCUUCAGCAAUCUCCAACUGGGACAACACCGUCAACCCCGUAGUCGCUCUCCGCCACCUUGAAGCCGACAGUAAACCCUACGGUCUCAUUGCCCUUCAAGGACCCCUCUCCGCCUCCAUCCUCCAAUCAGCAUUCGCAACAAACUGCAAAGUCGACAUGUCCAAAUGGUAUUUCGGAACCGCCAAAUACAUCACUCUCGACCUUCCUUCAGGUGAAUCCCUUCCCAUAGUCGCCUCACGAGGUGGCUACACAGGCGAGGACGGGUUCGAACUAUCCAUCCACCCCUCCCAAACCGUCUCCGUCACCCGCCACCUGCUCAACGUAGCAACACCCUCACAGCUCCGCUUCGCAGGCCUAGGAGCCCGAGAUUCUCUCCGCUUAGAAGCCGGAAUGUGUCUCUACGGACACGAUCUCGACGAUACCACCACGCCUGUCGAAGCAGGCCUCAGCUGGAUCAUUCCCAAGUCCCGACGAUCAGGCGAACGAGCAAACUUCCACGGCGCCGAAACGAUCAUACCGCAGAUUACUCCCAAGAAAGAAGGUGGAGUGGGAGUGACUCGUCGUCGAGUGGGAUUUAUCGUCCAAGGAGCCCCCGCACGAGAAGGAGCAGAAGUUCUCGAUGCUGCCACCGAACAAGUAAUCGGCCGAAUCACAUCCGGUUGCCCGUCGCCCACGUUGAAGCAGAACAUUGCAAUGGGCUAUAUCAAGGAUGGUCAACACAAAGCGGGAACAGAAGUUCUGGUCAAAGUGCGCGGCAAAGCGAGGAAAGCGGUCGUGUCCAAGAUGCCCUUUUUACCGGCAAAGUAUGUGAAGGAGGCUUUGUCUCCUGCCUAG
Molecule: messenger RNA, 1239 nt
Organism: Sphaerulina musiva SO2202
Lineage: Eukaryota; Fungi; Ascomycota; Dothideomycetes; Mycosphaerellales; Mycosphaerellaceae
Product: glycine cleavage system T protein
Exons: 2
Coding region: 1-1239 (412 amino acids)
Biological process (GO): glycine catabolic process
Cellular component (GO): mitochondrion
Molecular function (GO): protein binding; aminomethyltransferase activity
Source: RefSeq, a predicted model, not a curated record